GGUUUCACCUGAUUGUAUCAGGCUUUGCAGAAAUAUACAGCGCUAUUCCUCUUGCGGAUGUUAAUAUUCUUUGUUGGUAGCGUAUACUGACGUCACGAGGCAAUGGCUGAGCUUGAGCCGUGUAGUUGCUGAGUUUAUGUGCUAAUUUCAUCUUCACCACAGCAAGCAAGCAAGCAAGCAAGCUAUUGUCACGGAGCUAACCCUCUUUCUGGUUUACAGAGACAAGAUUGCUCCACAAGACAUGAACGGAAACUCCCCAGAGCUACCGCGAUUGCGACUAGGUGAAUGAAAGAGCCUCAGGAAAUGGAGGAAGAAUAAAUUCAAACGGCUUUGGAUUUGUAAUGCAAGCAGCUUUGUGGAGUUCCAAGGAAAUUUGCUUUCGUGCUUCUGGAUUUAAAAUCAUGUCUGUUCACAUUGUAGCCUUUGGGAAUGAAAGAGAUGGAUUUUCCGAGGAUGAUCAGCAGAAAAGUUUGAUCUGGACCUAUCUUGGGAGAAGUGCUUUAGUUUCAGAGACUGACAGUAAUUUGUUACUGAACUCUGCCAGUUACCUUAGAAAUCCUGCAUUCACCGAGUAUCAAGCUUGUGUGUUUGGAAAUGUCAGAUUGGUGGUACAUGACUGUCCUCUCUGGGAUAUUUUUGAAAGUGACUGGUAUACAUCUCGGAACCUCAUUGGAGAAGCAGAUAUCAUUGUGAUUAAAUAUUCUGUAAAUGACAAGUCUUCAUUUCAAGAAGUAAAAGAUAUUUAUGCACCACUGAUAAAGAAAACACUUAGUCACUGUUCAGUUCCAGUUAUAAUUUCUGCUGUUGGUGCAAGACAAAACGAAGUUCCCUGCACUUGUCCUUUGUGUAUCUCAGACAGAGGUAGCUGUGUUACAGCUUCUGAAGGAAUUCAACUUGCUAAAGACCUAGGAGCCACUUACUUGGAACUCCAUAGCCUCAAUGAUUUUUACAUAGGAAAAUAUUUUGGGGGUGUGCUGGAAUAUUUUAUGAUACAAAGCUUGAAUCAGAAAUCAUCUGAAAAAAUGAAGAAAAGGAAGAGAAGCCAUAAAUGUCAUGGAGUUAAGCCACCUCAGCUUGAUCAGCCAGAAAAAAUGCCUAUCUUAAAAGGCGAAGCCUCACAUUAUGAUUCUGAUUUACAUAACUUGUUGUUCUGCUGCCAGUGUGUUGAUGUGAUAUUUUACUCUGAAGACUUGAAGGAGGUAGCAAAAGCACACAGGAUUGUUUUAUGCUCUAUUAGCCAUGUCUUCCUGUUGCUUUUUAAUGUGAAGAGCCCAACUGACAUUCAGGAUUCUUCUAUCAUUAGAACUGCUCAGUCUCUCUUUGCAGCCACUCAGGAAACUCUGUUUCCCAUAUUAAAACAUGGCACAUCAUGUGGUUCACCAGUAAGAGUCAUUGUUAAAGACUCAUUCUUCUGCUCUUGUUUGACAGAUAUUCUCCACUUCAUUUAUUCAGGUGCUUUCCAAUGGGACCUAUUGGAAGAGCACAUUAAAAAGAAACUGAAGAAUCUUGGGGAUGUUCAGCUUGUUCUUGAGAGAGUAAAAUGUAUCUUGAAAAUUCCAGGAAAGGUUAUCGGUUCACAAAAUUAUAGAACUUAUUUGUCAAGAAGACCACUACAGUUAUGUAACAGCUCUCUCAGACUUUUCUUUAACACAACAGUAUUAGCUGAUGUCAUGUUCAAAAUACAAGGUGCUACAGUACCAGCUCACAAAGCAGUCCUGGUGGCUCGCUGUGAAGUAAUGGCUGCUAUGUUUAAUGGCAACUAUAUUGAAUCAAAUAGUUUUUUGGUUCCAGUUUAUGGAAUUUCCAAAGAUACAUUUCUAUCUUUUUUAGAGUAUCUGUAUACAGACUCCUGUUGUCCAGCCAGCAUUCUGCAAGCCAUGUCACUUUUAAUAUGUGCUGAGAUGUACCAGGUUUCAAGGCUCCAGCACAUCUGUGAACUUUAUAUAAUUACACAACUCCAGAGCAUGCCUAGUAGAGAAUUAACAUCUACAAGCCUGAGUGUGGUCAGCUUGCUUCAAAAAGCAAAAUUUCAUAACUCGGAUUGCCUUUCAAAUUGGCUGCUUCAUUUUAUUGCUUCUAAUUACUUAAUCUUCAGUCAGAAACCUGAGUUUGAAGAUCUUUCAGUGGAAGAACGCAAUUUCAUAGAGAUGCACAGAUGGCCUUCUAGUAUGUACCUGAGACAGCUUGCGGAGUACAGGAACUACAUUCAUUCUCGGAAAUGUCAUUGUCUAAUAAUGUAAAAUAAAAAAAUGAUCUUAUUUAUGAAUGAUUGAAAGCUGUGCUUCAGAAAUCUACAACUGCAAUUUGAUAUUUAGCUGAAAUGUUGCACUUGCUAAUGAAUAACCAUGGUACUGUUUAAAAGCAUGUGAAACAUACUGUAACAUAUGUAUUUACUAAGAUGAAUUUCAGUUGUAUUGUUAUGUUUGAUUCUAUACUAUUCUAAAUUUUUUAGAGGUGUAUGUACUAAUUUGAAAUAUUUGAUAGCCUAUUAUGUAUCUAGGAUUCCAGGAGCUUGAAGGAGAGAUUCUGCAUUCUUUAUUCACUUUUUUUAGCUAUUUCCUUUGAAGAUUUUAGUAAGUUAUUUAUGAGCUUUUAGAAAUUUUAUAUUUUGUAAAAACACAGAGCUUGUAAAAAGAAGAAUUUAUUUUGGAAUUAAAAAUGUACCUCAUCCCAA
Molecule: messenger RNA, 2674 nt
Organism: Ahaetulla prasina
Lineage: Eukaryota; Metazoa; Chordata; Lepidosauria; Squamata; Colubridae
Gene: RHOBTB3
Product: Rho related BTB domain containing 3
Exons: 12
Coding region: 342-2240 (632 amino acids)
Biological process (GO): regulation of proteolysis; proteasome-mediated ubiquitin-dependent protein catabolic process
Cellular component (GO): cytoplasm
Molecular function (GO): ubiquitin protein ligase binding
Source: RefSeq, a predicted model, not a curated record